UGCAGUGCAAAGGGAGAGACAGACAGCACAAGAGAGAGAGAGAGAGAAAGACGAAAAGGAAUACUAAAGAUGAAGCCCAUCGCAUUUUCUUCUCAGAAAGUCAUAGAUGGCUGUAGAGUCCAGCAGCAGCAGACUACACGAUUUGAUAUUCGAAAAAUGCUGCUGCCCUUGAUCGUUCUCAUCUUUUUAAUCGAACUUCCCACAAACAGUGCUUUCAAUCAAAGUGAACUUGUACGGAUUCCAAGGCACAAUUACUAUGGAGCUCAGCCUUCACUUUACUACACGAACUUUAACGCUUUCAGGCCGUACUGGUUAAAUCGCCCACAUUACCUCGAUAACUUCGGUGGAGGUGGUAUGCUUGAUCCCAUACAAGGAAGGUCCCGAUUAUCGAGCAGACUCGGACCGACACCUGUGAGAGAUGAAUUAGAGGAAGAAAUAUCUAGCAGACUGCUUGGUAAAUCUGGAAAGAAACAGGGCAACACUCAAGGAAACUCUUUUUUCUCUAUGAGAAACCCUCUGGCAACUUACGAACCUUGCGGGUCAUCAAAUGGAGAAGAAGAUGGAAUUUGCCUCGCUGGGCCAGUUUGUUCGUUCUACGGAGGACGAGCGACAGGAGGCAACUGCAGAAGGGCAACAACAUGUUGCGUCAACGAGGUCAGCAAGUGUGGUGCUCUAGUUACGCUCAACAACACGUAUUGGCAAGCUCCCGCGGCCGUUAGUUCGGAAAGCACCUGCGGUUUAACCGUGAAAAUGGACAGGACAUUAAUAGAACAACGAGUCACCACUUGUCAAUUACGCCUCGAUUUUAUUUCGUUCUCAAUUUCACAACCGAACGCACAGUCUGUUUGUAACGUGGACAGUUUGCAGAUUGCUGGAACAAUUAACAAAGUACCCAUCAUUUGCGGAGACAAUGACGGACAACACAUGUACUUGACUCUUCCGCCUGCUGCCGCCAGUUCCCAACUUGUUUUUACCUUCGGUACUUCAACAGCGGCCCGUACCUGGAGAAUCAAAAUUUCUAUGCUUCCUUGCGGUUCGGAUUACCUUGCUCCCAGUGAAUGUCUGCAGUAUUUCACUACGGCCAUCGGUUCGGUUAUGACGUUCAAUUGGAAGGACGUUGCCAGUGGCACAGCAACUCGUCAACUUGCCAAUCAGGAUUACUAUAUGUGUUUCCGGACAGAAUUGGUCAACAAACAGUCGAGUGCACAGGUGGCCACUGUGCUCUGCAUCCAGGAGUGCCAGACAUCGGCCGCUAAAGCGUUCAGCAUUUCUGGAACGGAUAUGGCCAGAAGCCAAACAAUAGAUGAUACGUCAUGCAACAACGACUUCUUAUUGUUCCCCGGAGGAACGAGUCAUCCAACUGUCGGUACGGUCCGUCCUCGAGAUCGUUUUUGCGGAACGGUAUUUGCCCAGGAAUCCGAAUCCGGAUCGUCUCAAACUAUUUGCAGUACAGUGAAACCGUUCCGGAUGUUUUACAGAACGAACGGCGAUGAAACGAUAACGGCCACGGUGGAUUCAGCCAACACUGGAAAUCAGGGCUUUUGCUUAGCGUUUGAGCACAGAUUGACAUAAGAGCAAUUUCAAAAACGUUUUCUCAGCGGAAAAGUAUUUGUCAAUUCAUUACAACAACCUGACAAAGUGCAAUCAGUACUAGCCUGAGGCUCUAAAUGGAAGAAUCAAAAAGAAGAAUUAAAUUAAGACUUUUAUCAUGGUUAACUCAAUACUCUUUUGACGAAUGUUUUCAGUUUGUCGCGUGUUUUCUUGUGAAGUGUUAAAUAUGCCUUCAUAAUUUUAUUUCAAAACGUACUGUUCAA
Messenger RNA from Daphnia carinata, 1814 nucleotides. RefSeq lists its product as uncharacterized. Bases 70 to 1572 code for a protein of 500 amino acids. The transcript has 10 exons. The record is from RefSeq and is a predicted model, not a curated record. NCBI's taxonomy places the organism in Eukaryota, Metazoa, Arthropoda, Branchiopoda, Diplostraca, Daphniidae.